GUCUCAGAGUUGGAAAUUUAACUGAAUAAAUUAUCCCUGGUCUUCUGAAUUAUUAAUCUUGGCUGCAUGAUAUGCAAAUCAGACCUGCCUUAACCAUCUCCAGCAGCACAGCACUGGGGCAGAAGCUGUUUCCAGUUGCUAGCAGAGGUUCUGUAAAGGGAGAGGAAUUCGAACAUAAUGGUUAUAGUUCAGUUCAGUUCAACUCAGCAGAAUUUGUUGAAUGACUAUAACGUGCAGGGGACUAUGGCAUGGAAUUCAACUUGUAGAAACUGGCUAACAGCACAGGUUGCUUUGCAAAAGUACUAUCUUUCUAUUUUCUAUGGGAUUGAGUUCUGUGUAGGAAUUCUUGGGAAUACUGCUGUUGUUUAUGGCUACCUCUUCUGUCUGAAGAACUGGAGUAGCAGUAACAUCUAUCUCUUUAACCUCUCCAUCUCUGACUUGGCUUUUUUGUGCACCCUUCCCAUGCUGAUAAGAAGCUAUGCCAACCAAACCUGGUUAUAUGGAGAUGUGUUCUGCAUCAUCAACCGGUACGUUCUUCAUGCCAACCUCUACACCAGCAUCCUUUUCCUCACUUUUAUCAGCAUCGAUCGAUACAUGCUCAUGAAGCAUCCUUUCCGAGAACACCUUCUGCAAAAGAAAGAAUUUGCUGUUUUAAUCUCUUUGGCUAUUUGGGUUUUAGUAACCUUAGAGCUACUACCUAUACUUCCUCUUAUAAAUCCCACUACAACCGAAGAAGGCAUCAACUGUCUUGAUUAUGCAAGUUCUGGAGACCCUCGAUACAACCUCAUUUAUAGCAUGUGCCUAACCUUGUUGGGAUUCCUUAUUCCUCUUUCUGUGAUGUGCUUCUUCUAUUACAAGAUUGCUGUCUUCCUAAAGCAGAGAAGCAGGCAGCUCACUACCACCUUGCCCCUUGAAAAGCCUCUCCUCUUAGUUAUCAUGGCAGUGGUGAUCUUCUCCAUGCUCUUUACACCCUACCACGUCAUGCGGAAUGUGAGGAUUGCUACGCGCCUGGACACCUGGAAGCAGAAUCAAUGCACACAAGAGAUCAUCAAGUCCUUGUACAUCGUGACUCGGCCAUUGGCCUUUCUGAACAGUGCUGUCAACCCUGUCUUCUACUUCCUGAUGGGUGAUCACUUCAGGGAAAUGCUGAUGAGUAAACUGAGGCAACACUUUAAAUCCCUCACAAUCUUCAGAAGAUGAACUCAUGCUUUAUGAACUCAUACUUUCCUUUAGUGAAAAGUGAGCUGUUUGUGAAGCCGAUUGUUUUAUGCAUGCAGCAUUAAGCCAGGCAGACUUGGUUUUAACCCAUAGACAUAAAUCAGAGAGGAGCAUAAAUAUGAUAUGACUCUGGUUUGACAACUUACACACAAGGUGUGGAAAAGAAUAUAUUGAUUUGACCACCUAA
Molecule: messenger RNA, 1405 nt
Organism: Fukomys damarensis (Damara mole-rat)
Lineage: Eukaryota; Metazoa; Chordata; Mammalia; Rodentia; Bathyergidae
Gene: Sucnr1
Product: succinate receptor 1
Exons: 3
Coding region: 178-1200 (340 amino acids)
Biological process (GO): G protein-coupled receptor signaling pathway
Cellular component (GO): plasma membrane
Molecular function (GO): G protein-coupled receptor activity
Source: RefSeq, a predicted model, not a curated record